AUGUCUCAGCCUCAGACCGAGAUGUUGUCUGCAUCUUCGGAUGCCAACUCUAGCGAGCGCCAGUCAUCCACGCCUUCAACUCAGUCCAACGACCACAAUCAUGCUGGCCCCAACCCAGCUCAGGCUCAGGUCCUGGACGAGACGCUCUUCCCUGCCGAUUCGUAUACCCGCGACACAAAAACUUACUGGGCCGAUCUUCCCUUCUGGGAAAAGACCAAAUGGAUCAACGCACAGUCCAAUCAGGAAGCACGUCGAGAGCUCGGUGAGAUCGGUAGCAUGUUUAAGAGCGAUCCGCUCUCCCCUUUGCGCGCCUACUACAACAACUACGUCAUCACUGGUCUCGGUCUCUUCGUCGAGGGCUACACGCUCUUCUCCAUUGGCAACCUCUCACCUCUCUUCAAGGCGGUCUGGCCACAAUGCUGGAAGAACUACACCGUCUGCGAUGAAGGCUGGCUCCACGCCAUCGACUACCUCGAGAUCGUUGGUAUCAUCGUUGGUCAGAUCCUCGUCGGUAUCGAAGGUGACUGGAUCGGCCGUCGAUUUGGCAUGGUCCAGGAUGCGCUCAUCAUGACUCUCGGUUCCGUAAUGUUGACCGCCAUGUGGGGCACUUCGCUCAACGGCUGGAUUAUCUGCUACGCCUGGUCUGUCUUUAUCUACGGCAUCGGUGUUGGUGGUGAAUACCCCAUGACUUCGACCCGCGCCAUGGAGGGCACUGGCACCGGCCGCGCUGCCACUACUGGUGAUCGAAUGCACCGUGGUCGUAAGGUCGCCCUUUCCUUCCUCAUGCAGGGCUGGGGUCAGCUCGCCAACCAAGCCGUCCUCAUCAUUGGUCUGCUCAUCUUCCACGGCUCACUCAGUGCUCCGUAUUCCACGACGUCGACUCAGUGGACCUUCCGUGUUCAGUUCGGCAUCAUUGCCGUAUUCACCCUCUAUCUCGCCUACAUUCGAUACUAUCGCAUGAAGUACCAGGACGCUGCGCUCAAGAACGCCAAGAAGCGCCUCAAUACGUCGGGCUACGACGUCAAGUCGCUCAAGCUCUCGCUCAGUCACUACUGGCAUCGUCUCGUUGGCACCGCCGGUGGUUGGUUCGCCAACGACUUCUUCUUCUACGGCAACAAGAUCUUCUCCGGCGUCUUUAUCAAUAUUAUCACGGGCGGCAGCGGUAGUCUCGAGACCACCUGGCUCUACAACCUGUACAAUAUCAUCAUUUCGCUCGCCGGCUACUACCUUGCGGCUCUGCUCAUGGAUCACAAGCAGUACGGCCGCAAGUGGAUGCAAGCCAACGGAUUUAUUGCCGACUUUAUCCUUUUCAUCAUUGGUGCUUCGCUCUUCGGCCCGCUCACCCAGCCUGGCGGCGGUAUCAAGGCAUUCCAGGCGAUCUACUUCCUUUCGUCGUUCUUCAACCAGUUUGGUCCCAACUCGACCACCUUCUUGCUCGCUGCCGAGGUGUUCCCAGCUUCGAUCCGUGCCACUUCGCACGGUGUAGCAGCUGCCGUUGGUAAGCUGGGUGCACUUGCGCCCGCCAUUCUGUACAACUACAUUGACAACCAUACCAAGUUUUGGGUGGUUUCGUGGUUCGGUCUGCUCGGCUGGGUGCUUACCAUGGUAUUCAUUCCGGACACCACUGGUCUCGAUUUGCGAGAGCAGGAGCGCUACUGGGAGUGUGUGGUGCAGGGUCGUGAGCAGGACUACCACGGAGUCGCCAUCCACCCGCGCCACCUUUCCUUCUACGAACGUGUAGUGCUCAAACGCCACCGCUACUACGAUCCAGAGCUCGACCGUCAGCAAAAGAUGCGCGAACUCGAGGCGCACUUCCACUCGAGCAAGAACGAGAAGGGGGGCGACGACGAGUUCCCCACUGACGACUUGAUGGAGGCUGAUCUCCAGCUCUACUUCCAAUCACUCGCUGACGGUCAGAACAAGAAGCUGCAACCGCAACCAUCGCAACCUCAGCAACCUUCCAAGCUUGCCGAGAUCGAAAAGAGGUUGUGA
Messenger RNA from Mycosarcoma maydis (corn smut), 1992 nucleotides. RefSeq lists its product as uncharacterized. Gene Ontology annotation, biological process: transmembrane transport. The transcript has a single exon. Gene Ontology annotation, cellular component: membrane. Lineage: Eukaryota; Fungi; Basidiomycota; Ustilaginomycetes; Ustilaginales. Bases 1 to 1992 code for a protein of 663 amino acids. The record is from RefSeq and is a predicted model, not a curated record. Gene Ontology annotation, molecular function: transmembrane transporter activity.